Molecule: messenger RNA, 3567 nt
Organism: Octodon degus (degu)
Lineage: Eukaryota; Metazoa; Chordata; Mammalia; Rodentia; Octodontidae
Gene: Rbm33
Product: RNA binding motif protein 33
Exons: 16
Coding region: 112-3456 (1114 amino acids)
Molecular function (GO): RNA binding
Source: RefSeq, a predicted model, not a curated record
UCAGAUUUGUCAGAUGAAGAGCUGAAUGAUGACCUUUUACAGAGUGAUAAUGAAGAUGAAGAAAAUUUCAGUUCUCAGGAUGUCACUGUCAGUCUCAAUACAACAUCUGGUAUGGUCACAUCGUUUGAACUUUCUGACAACACUAAUGACCAGUCUGGAGAGCAGGAAUCUGAAUAUGAACAAGGAGAGGAUGAGCUAGCGUACCACAAAUCUGAUGGUCCUGAGUUGUAUACGCAGGAGUACCCAGAGGAAGGACAGUACGAAGGCCACGAUACAGAGUUGACAGAAGAUCAAAUAGAGUAUGGGGAAGAGCCGGAGGAGGAGCAGCUCUACAGUGAUGAAGUGCUGGACAUCGAAAUCAAUGAGCCUUUAGAUGAAUUUACAGAUGAAGAGUACUUGCAGGCUUAUGGUGGGCAACAAGGGCUGCAAGAGCAGGAAGAAUGUGUUGCUGAAGAUGGAUUAGAUGAGAUUACUGGUUCCCAUGUUGUUCCUGAGACUGAAGAGGGAGGUAUGGAAACCCUGGAAAUCCAGAAGGACAUAAAAGAAGAAUCCGAUGAGGAAGAUGAUGAGGAUGAAGAAUCUGGGCGGUUGCGUUUCAAAACUGAAAGGAAAGAAGGAACAAUUAUUAGGCUAUCGGAUGUAACUAGAGAGAGAAGGAACAUUCCAGAAACUUUGGAGCUUUCUGCAGAAGCCAAAGCUGCAUUGCUUGAAUUUGAAGAAAGAGAGCGACAGCACAAGCAGGGCCGCUAUGGAUCCCGGCGGGGAGGCAGGAGAGGUGGUGGCUCUCUGAUGUGUCGCAGCAUGGGAGACCAGAGAAGAGAGAGUGGCGAGAGGGCAAGGAUGAAAGAGCACAGGCCCGCCCUGCUGCCCACGCAGCCUCCGGUCAUGACUCACUCUCCAAGAUUGAUCCCCCCUCCACAGCCGCAGCCACCGCCGCCACCGCCGCCACCGCAGCAGCAGCCCAUCAGGAGCCUGUUCCAGCAGCAGCAGCACCCACAGCCUCUGCUCCCGCUGCAGCACCCGCACCACCCCUCUCCACCCCAGGGUGUGCACAUGCCCCCCCAGAUGGAGGCCCCCCGCGUCAUGCUGACGCCGCCUCCAGUGACUCCACAGCAGCCCAAGAACAUCCACAUCAACCCACACUUCAAAGGCACCAUGGUGACCCCUGUUCAAGUGCCCUUGCUACCAGUUCCGAGCCAGCCGAGGCCUGCCGUGGGACCCCAGAGAUUCCCAGGUCCUCCGGAGUUUCCACAGCACACGCCUGGACCUGUUCCUAACAACUUUAGCCAGCCCCCGAGACUUCCUCUCCAGGACCAGUGGAGAGCCCCACCCCCGCCGCAGGACCGAGACCCGUUCUUCCUGGGAGUUUCAGGUGAACCAAGGUUCCCCAGUCACCUGUUUCUGGAGCAGCGCAGCCCCCCUCCACCUCCGCCGCCUCCCACGCUUCUGAACAGCAGCCACCCUGUUCCUGCGCAGAGCCCCUUACCAUUCACGCAGCCAGGACCAGCAUUCAGUCAGCAGGGACAGCAGCCGGUGUUCCCGAGAGAGCGGCCCGUGCGACCUGCCCUGCAGCCCCCAGGGCCCGUGGGGAUCCUGCACUUCAGCCAGCCAGGGUCUGCCACCACCCGGCCUUUCAUCCCUCCCAGGCAGCCGUUCCUGCCUGGCCCGGGCCAGCCCUUCCUGCCCACACACGCACAGCCCAGCCUGCAGGGGCCCCUGCACCCUCCUCUGCCCCCUCCUCAUCAGCCCCAGCCCCAGCCGCAACAGCCACCACCGCAGCACCAUCAGCACCAGCCCCCGCUCCAGCCCCCGCCCCCGCACCAGCCCCCGCCGCAGCACCAGCCCCCGCCGCAGCACCAGCACCACCACCACCUCUCCGCGCCACCCCCUCCUCUGAUGCCCCUGUCCCAGCCACAGUUCCGACCACAUGUGCAGACGGCACAGCCACAGCCCGGCAGCGGUCGGGUGCAGUGUUCCCCGCGCCAGGGCCCACGGCACAAUGCAACAUCUCAGAAUCUAACCAAACGGCCCAUGCAGCAGAUGCAGCCCACAGCUCCCAGGAACAGCAAUCUGCGCGAGUUGCCCAUAGCGCCCUCGCAUGUUCUCGAUGUAAGCAGCAGUCGCUGCGCUUCCACACCCGCUCAAGUGAAGCCGGCCGUCAGCACGUCCCCGCCUGCAAGGACUAUGGCAGCUUCCAGGAACUCACAGGGAAAGACGGACUUGAAAGUCAAGCCAGUCAGCCCUGCGGCGCAGCCUAAGGAAGACUCAAAAACAGAAUCAGAGUUUCCUGAUGAAGAUGAAGAAACAAGAUUAUAUCGCUUAAAGAUAGAAGAACAGAAGCGCCUAAGGGAAGAGAUCCUGAAGCAGAAGGAGCUCCGGAGGCAGCAGCAGGCUGGUGCUCGGAAGAAGGAGUUGCUGGAAAGACUUGCGCAGCAGCAGCAGCACCUCUGUGCCACUCAUGCCCUGGGAGAAGAGGAGGAGCAGGUGGCCACCCCUUCCCCCACCAAUGGGAACCCCCUGCUUCCCUUCCCAGGUACUCAGGGCAGGCAGAAUGUGAAGACAAGACUUCUUGUGAAAAACCAAGAUGUCACUCUUCCAAGUGUUCAGUCCAAAACAUCAAACUUUGUACCAUCUGGUGCUAAUGUGCAGUAUCCGGGACAGCAGGCAAAACCACUGAAACAUUUGAGACAGGCCCGAGCAGUACCUCAGAGUCAAACACACCAGUUACUGCAGAUCAAACCUGCAGAUGUGGAGGAGCCCUCGUCCACCCCUCAGGCAGCCCGCGUGCCGUCCCUGCAGGCCCGGACCCAGGAAAUAAAGCCUGGUGUGAAGAGGACAGUCAUGCACCGGGCCAACAGCGGAGGCGGCGGCGAUGGGCCCCAUGUGAGCUCUAAGCUCAGAGUGAUUAAGCUGUCAACAGGGGGAGGAGAGAGCGACGGCUUUUUCCACCUCGAGGGCCAGCCCCAGCGGCUUCCUCAGCCUCCAGAAGUGAGACAGCAGCCUGCCCGCAAGGUGACGCUGACCAAGGGGGUCACUCAGCAGGCCCAGCACGCCCCCUUGGGCCCCCACGUGCACUCGGCUGUUCCUCCAGGGAUCAAAAGCAUCCAAGGCAUUCACCAGGCCAAGAAGCCCAUCAUGCAUGGACGAGGCCGAGGAGUGGCGGGUCCCAUGAGCCGGGGGCGCCUCAUGCCCAACAAGCAGAACCUGCGUGUGGUGGAAUGCAAGCCGCAGCCCUGUGUGGUGUCCGUGGAGGGGCUGUCUUCGUCCACCACGGACGUCCAGCUGAAGAGCCUGCUGAUGUCUGUGGGACCCAUCCAGAGCCUGCAGAUGCUUCCCCAGCAGCGGAAAGCCAUCGCCAAGUUCAAGGAACCAGCGCAUGCACUGGCAUUUCAGCAGAAGUUCCACAGGCACAUGAUAGAUUUGUCCCACAUAAAUGUGGCCCUGAUCGUGGAGUGAGGUCUAGCAGGAGGUCUCGCCUCAUCUGCAUACAUGCGGAAUUUCUUCACGGAAGCUGCCGCAUAGGAAGACCCCCAGGAGCGCAGCCCCUCUGGCCCUCAGUCUAGAACA